Ictalurus furcatus (blue catfish) is the source of this 14769-nucleotide messenger RNA. Its product is annotated as zinc finger protein 420-like. Lineage: Eukaryota; Metazoa; Chordata; Actinopteri; Siluriformes; Ictaluridae. The record is from RefSeq and is a predicted model, not a curated record. Bases 9755 to 12835 code for a protein of 1026 amino acids. The transcript has 13 exons. Gene Ontology annotation, molecular function: DNA-binding transcription factor activity, RNA polymerase II-specific; RNA polymerase II cis-regulatory region sequence-specific DNA binding. Gene Ontology annotation, biological process: regulation of transcription by RNA polymerase II.
CCAGUGGGAAUGCCCACUUUAAUCAACCAAUCCAGACCUCUGAGUGAGGCACAUGACUCUGACAUCUCUCUCUAACAUAAGCAUAACACACAGGCAUUAUAUUAUACAUAUAGCAACACUUUUCAUUUUAAUUGAUUUUUAAAUGUGAGCUAGAAUUUGUUUUCUAAAAUGUCAUGUUGUGCAUACUAUCGAACUGGACACCUUUUCAAGCCAACAGAAGAUGGUUGUGUUUACAGGCAGUUUGAAGAGAAUUCUGGUCCAAGUUGCUCUGUUUUUGCAGCGUCCGUUUAACUACAGCGAACUACAAUGUAUGGCCAAAUGUAUGGGGAUGCCUGACCACUACACCCAUAUACAGUAUCUCACAAAAGUGAGUACACCCCUCACAUUUUUGUAAAUAUUUGAUUAUAUCUUUUCAUGUGACAACACUAAAGAAAUGACACUUUGCUACAAUGUAAAGUAGUGAGUGUACAGCUUGUAUAACAGUGUAAAUUUGCUGUCCCCUCAAAAUAACUCAACACGGUCAUUAAUGUCUAAACCGCUGGCAACAAAAGUGAGUAUACCCCUAAAUGAAAAUGUCCAAAUUGGACCCAAAGUGUCAAUAUUUUGUGUGGCCACCAUUAUUUUCCAGCACUGCCUUAACCCUCUUUGGCAUGGAGUUCACCAGAGCUUCACAGGUUGCCACUGGAGUCCUCUUCCACUCCUCCAUGAUGACAUCACGGAGAUGGUGGAUGUUCGAGACCUUGAAUGCCGUAUUGAAAAUUUUAUGCAUGUAAAUGUAAACCUUGCUCAUGUCAUAAGAGUUCUGAGAUAAAGUUUUUAAUCUAUAUCUGAGUUUGAUCAUUCUUAUCUUGUCACCAGCCUUACAAAGACGUCUGAACCUAGAGAGACCUGGGCUCUGAGGAAAAAGGACUCGCACGGGAAUUAACACUCAAACACUCUCCCACAGAAUUAGCCUAGUCACCUGAGAGAACACAUCAUGCUGAGUGGAGACUGGAAGAUCCUCACUACAUUGUUUCCUUCUUCCUCUCCUCACACCCUUCUCUUUCUCUGUAUUGAGAUCACCUUAAACACACCCAAAGUCUAUAUGCAUUACAUAACAUGUUUUAAUGUGAAUAAGAUGUUGACUAUACAGUUUUGCUGUAUUAUACAAAAGGUCUCAGUGCGUCUGGAAAAUAUGUUCUCAACAGCAGCUCAAAUAAAAAUAUUGCAUGCCGUUAAAGGCAUACCCUCCCAGGGUCCCUCACUUGAAUUAGCUCCUGUAUGUAAAUAAGGUACAUCCUUCCACAGACAUCAAAUUAUAAUAACAAACAACACCAUUUGGUGGACCGACACAGCAUCUGGGUGUUUAGGGGAGGGCUGACCAAAGAUUCUGGGAAUCUGUAGACAGAUCUCACACAUGAUCACUGUGUGUAGUUUUCUCUACCAGGUAUAUAAGUUCUGACUUUCUUAUGUUUUGAAUUUGAUUGUAAUGUAAUGUUGAAUGUAAUUAUUUCUUAUUAUUAUUAUUAAUAGCAGUACUGGAUUUGGAUGUGUUCAUACCUGGUUAAAUAAAUUCUUAGACUUGAUUAUAUUCUGACUUAUGCUGAAAUAUUGUCUCUAGUAGAUUACAUUAAGUCCUUGUUACCGCAAAUCUGCGACCAAGUUAGUACAGGCUAAAAUCCAGGUUCAAUUGGAGCAUUGGGGCACGCCAACUGAGAUUUUAGAGCCCACGCUAACAACUUGGCAUUAAGUUAAGUGUACUUAGAGUGUACAGACUCGAUAGGAAAAACCCAUUUAGGACAACAUCAAGUUGAUGGAUCAAGUCUAAAUAGGGUGAAGUCUAAACCUCUGAUUAUUGUAAUAUUUCUCUAGUUAACGUGUACAUAGGAAACUAUGGCAUGAUUAUAUACAGCUAAUUUUACUCAGAUGUUAUUGGUCUAUCUCUGUAGAUUUUAGUGGUCUUGACCUCUGACAAUGCAGCUCAGACAGGAUUGGAGUAAUGUGAGCUGAGCACUUGGUAUGUGUAAGAAGUCUAGAGGCUGAAUUUUGAAUAUAUUGCAACCUAGCAAUGGAAUUAGCAGGUAAACCAAUAAGGAGAGCAUUGCAAUAGUCAAGACUAGGGAUGCACCGAAUGUUCGACAGCCGAAAAUAGCAAAAAAGGUAUUUUCAGUGUUCUGCCGAAUAAGUGAAAAGGCCGAAUAAAUUUGACGUGUUUGAUGACGCGCCAAAUAGCCUAGCAACCAGAGUGAGAUGCGCGAAUUUCACGACCUCCACUUCCAGCAGCGAGCUCGGAGCGAUGAGGGGGCGAGCGCAUGCACGAACUACGUGCACGAGCGCAUGCUCUUCGGAUGUUGACAACCAUGACAUUGUUUACUGUGGACACGUGCGUUUAAUUGUUUCUGUUCGGGAGUAUUCUGUCACGUCGCGAGACGUAAGGGAGUAGAGUACGGAAGCAGGUCCGAACUCCCUCCCAGACUUUCCAGCCUGCCCUAGCCUGCCUUGCUCCUGCCUCCAGGAUGACCUCACUGAUUGGCAGCCAUACUUAAAGAGGAAGACGGCGGGAGAAUGUGUGGGAUGUUGGAGGGUCAUGGGGAACCUGGAGCCUAUCCCAGGGCGCAUCGGCACAAGGCGAGGUACUCCCUGGACAGGGUGCCAGUGCCCCUUCAAUGUACAGCAUAUAAAAAGAAAGAUCUGAACUUAAAGAAAAGCUCCUCACUAUGGGUGUAAUUCGUCUAAAAAAAAAAAAAAAGGUCCAGGACAAGGGAAGUGUAAUUCACCAAAGCUGGUUUACCAACCGCCAAUAAACCUCUGAAGAAGAACACACGCUUGUUUGCGGAAGUUGAUGUGAAAGAGCACUUCCUUCUCCACACGCGCUUCGGAGCUCUGAUACUCUGCAUAACAUCACUAAAGUGUCCUGAUUCUUUACACCUCUUAUAAUGAAAUCAGAGUCCAGAUGCCGCUCUUUAGGAAAAUCUCCACAGACUCCUGCUGCUACUGGCUCAAAGAUGUACCACUGCUCAGAUUGUGGGAAGAGUUUUAGUAAAAGUCAUCAUCUCAAAGAUCACAAGCGGAUCCACACAGGAGAGAAGCCAUAUUACUGCUCCCACUGUGGAAAUAGUUUUACUUGUCUGAGUACUCUCCAAAAGCACAUGCGCAUCCACACAGGAGAGAAGCCGCAUCACUGUGGACAGUGUGGGAAGAGUUUUGCUUACCAGAGUUCUUUCAGUCAACGCCAGCGCCUUCACACAGGAGAGAGGCCGUAUCACUAUGAACAGUGUGAGAAGAGUUUUACACGUCAAAGUCAUCUCCAGCAGCACGAGCUCAUUCACAUGGGUGUAAGGCCGCAUUGUGUGGACAGUUUGAGAUGAAUUUUAUUCGAGAGAGUCAUCUCAAACAACACCUGUACAUUCACACGGGAGAGAAGCCGUAUCACUGUGGACAGUGUGGGAAGAGUUUUACUCAAGACAGUAAUCUUCGGACACACCAGCGCAUACACACAGGCGCGAGGCCGUACCAAUGCUCACAGUGUGGAACAUGUUUUCGUAAAUAGAGUGCCCUCUACAGCCACCAGCAGAGUCAUACAGGACAGAAGCCGUACCUCUGCAGACAAUGUGGAUGGAGCUAUACUUAUUCAAGUUCAUUAAGGAAACACAAGUGCUCUAACAUAAAGCCAUCAGAUCUUGAUAUGUGAAUUUGUCAAAUGCUCCGUCUUUGCAGUGUCCAUUUAACUACAGCAAACUACACUGUAUGGCCAAAAGUAUGGGGAUGCCUGACCACCACACCCUUUUGUCUUUUGAACAUCCUCUGAUGGAACUGCAUCCAAUCCAUGGUCCCUUGAACCCAAUGUUUCUGAUAUAGUUUUCAGAUUUACUGCAACCCUGACCAGGAUAACAGUUACACUGUAAGAUCAAUGAAUGGAUUUUUGUUGUAUAUAUGUUUCUUUAAGAAGUAAGCUGAUGUUUGUAUGACCUGCAAGUCUUAGAAUUUUAUGCAGGAUCAGUAUCACAAUCAUGGACGAAGUGAAUGGAGCAUUGAGAGAGUACAUUACCAGGGGUCUGGGUUUGAUGACAUCUUCACUUUGGUAAAUCUCAUGUUUAAUAUUGCAUCAGAUUUAUGCUUUUCUUAUUAAUCAACAAAAAUUCUCCAUAAUGCAAAUCAUAGUUGUGUAAUUUAUUUUAAAAAAUCUGAAAUAUUACAUGUAUAAAUCUUCUGAUAUUUUGCUUUGACACUCACAGGUAAGCUCAUCAUAUUAAUCAUCCUUCAUCAACUUGAAUAAAGUUUACCUAUGGAAUAUUUUGAGUUUAUUAGUCAAAUUACAUUACUAUCAGUUUAUCCAUUACUAGAUCUGUAAUGAUGCUAUUAUACUGAAUGCUGAGCAAAAGUCCACCAAAAGGAUUCUAGGAGAACAGACUAACCAUUUCUGAUAUCUCAGAAUACAUCUGACACACUUCCUCACAGCAUUGUCACAUUCUUAGGUUUAAUUCAGACCAAAGGUUUUUAAUGUUUUUUACUGGAUUGAUCUUCACAUAAUCUGUUUACUGUGCACUUUCAGUGUCUUUAGAUCACCAAGAGGAAUAUCCAUGUCUACACCAGUCUAUUCUACAGAGUGGAAAGGCCUUGCUUAUGUAGAGAGGACAGAAAAAAGAUGUGAGAGGAAAUGGAUAAGAAGGAAGGUUAAGCUUGGGAAUGUUAUCUCUGACCUUGAAAAAACACAAGGCAAGAAAUGAAAUAUAUAACACAGUCAGAGACAGCCUUAGAUAUAAACCUGUCAUAAAUAAUUAUAAUGUGUGUGCAUGUAUUUAUUUAUUUAUUUAUUUAUUUAUUUAUUAUAUCUGGGUAUAAGCCAUCAAACCUUAUUUUGACAGGCAAGUGUUUGGUAAAGGUCAUAAAGAUGUGAAGAUCACAUGAAGAUCUGCGUCCAAGCGUGGUGGUGUUCUCUCUCUUCUUCUUUUCUUCUGCUUCGUCGUCUUCUUCCCAGGUUUAUUGGCGGUUGGUAAACCAGUUUUGAUGAAUUACCGCCACCUACUGGACAUGAUUGUGGCGCACUGAAAGGAGGUUAAAAAUUUUAUGUCAAGUUUAAAUCACCCUUAUACAAAUAUUAGAUAACUUAAUGUAGUAUGUACCUUUCCUUGUCCUGGAUCAUCUUCUUUUUAGAAGACUAAUGUAGUUACUUACUAUUAGUUAAUAACGAUUUUAUUGGCUAUGCAAUGAGUGGAGGAAGUUCAGCCAGUGGGGGCUGUUAUUUGUUCAGAAUCUCAAUCAGGUGUAAAUAGCUUAUUAAAUGGGCAUUCUGAAUCAAGACAAGAAUUAGUAUAUGAGAUACUUGCGCAUCUACUUAGAAUUCAGAAACUGGGGAUGGUCCUGAGAUUUCGUUGGGUACCAGAACAUGUGGAAGUACAAGGAAAUGAAAUAGUGGACAGACUGGCUAAACAGGUAAUGGAUCAUAUGGAUAUGUGAAGUGGUAUAUGAAGUUCAUAUACCACUCAGUAAAGAAGAGGUAAAAGGAAGAAUUAGAGAAUUUAGGAAUAUAAAGUGGCUAGAAAUGUGGGACAAGGAAAAAAACGGGUAGACAUGGUUGUGGAAAUUAGACAACACUCGCAGACUCGUCCUCUGAAGGUAAAAAGGUUUAUUACAGAAUGAUGAUUAGUACAGAAUAGAAUAAUGAGAGCGCUCUGAAGCACUUGAGCUGAACCACUACUAUAUAUAUGAAAAGCAGAGCAUGACACACUUCUGUGUACCGAUAAGCAAUUUAAACAGGCUUUGUUUUAGGAUCUUGGAAGAUAUUUAGACGAACCUUGAACAGAAGAACAUGUUUGUGUGUCUGUAAGCAGAUAAACAUUCUGUACAGAUCUCAGUGACAUGACAUGGCCUUCUUAGACGUUAUCCUCUGAUGAGAAUGAAACAGAACAAGAACAAAACUAUAACAAAGUAAAAAUUAGUAACUUCCCUCACAACAUCUAUACAAUAUCCAAAAACAGACAUCUUCAGUCGUCUUGACUCUGGAUCAUGGCGGUCACCAGGAAGUGAGAGUGAGGCCGAUGCUACGCAAGGCAUCCUCACUUUAAUCCAAUUCACGUGCAAGUCGAGUCCCAGUUUGUGUUUUCCAUAAUGGAGGCAGAAAUGUAAACUUCGGUCUUCGUCAAAAUCGACGGACGAACUCCUGUGUGUGUGGUCCAAAAACAAGGAGUGAUGCAAUUAUCACUCGGCUUCGAAUAGGACAUUUUGGAUUAAAUAAUCCAUAUUUCAAAAUAUGGAAACAUCAAACAGGAUUAUGCUUGAUGUGGUGAAACAGAGACUGUUUAACAUGUAUUAUUACAUUGUGUAAUGUUUACAAGGGAAAGAGAGAAGUUAUUAAAUACAUUGAGAAAUAUAGAGUCAAUCAAUAUCACCUUAUCAAACCUAGUGAAUUGUUCCCCAGGACAGUCAAAAAUACAAAGAGAAAUAAUUAUCUCAGGAAAACAGCACUGGACAUUUUAUUGGACAAAAUGUAUUUCCCUUCUUAUUAAUGCUUAACACUCCAGUCCAGUUGGUGGCGGUAAUACAGCAUGACUUGGCUUGUCAACCACCAUUAAACAACACAAGAAGAACAACACAUGCUUGGACUCGGAUCUUCACAUGAAAGGGAGCUUCCUUCUCUGCACGCGCUUCAGAUCUCUGAUACUCUGCGUAACAUCACUAAAGAUGUACCACUGCUCAGAUUGCGGGAAGAGUUUUACUAAAUGACAUGGUCUCGAAUACCACAAGCGCAUUCAUACAGGAGAGAAGCCGUAUCACUGGACAGUGGGGGAAGAGUUUUGCUUGUCCGAGUACUCUCGAAAGACACGAGCGAAUUCACAUGGGAGAGAAGCUGUAUCACUGCUCACAGUGUGCGAAGAGUUUUCGUGCCCAGAGUGCCCUCUACAGCCACCAACAGUGUCGUACCGGACAGAAGCCGUACCUCUGCGGACAAUGUGGAUGGAGCUAUACUCGUUCAAGUUCAUUAAGGACUCCCACGUGCUCUAAGAUAAAGCCAUCAUCUGUUGACAUGUGAAUUUGUCAAAGUAAGAUACAUCUUUUAAUUUUUUUUAAAGGAAAUUCUGGCAUAAAAUUAUAAUGUAGUGUGUAGAUGUAGUAUUAUAUUGCGUGGGACUGUAUUGCUUACUGUCCACUUUCAUGAUGUAAUGAUUUUCUUAAUUGAAUUCAAGAUUUUGUCGUUUUCUUCAUUUCACCCGAACGCUACACUACCAAGCAUGCAACACAACGAUACGGAUUUAAUCUCCGAGUGAGACACAGGACACUCCCCCUGACAAAAGAAAACAUAUAGUUGCAAUCAAACUAUUCAACCCCCAUUGCAAAUCAGGUUUAGUGUCAGAAUUGACAGCCUUUCAGCUGUUUGCAAUGAACAAAUCAAACGCAAGCAAUUGAAAUAGUUCAACACAACGAAUGCUUCAAGUGGUUUCCCCAAAUUCAACUGAAAAUACAACUUAUAAUGACUUCUGCAGUCUCAAAAUUAUUUAAGUUUUGACAAUAAACCUGAUUUGCAAUGGGGGUUGAAUAACUUUGAUUGCAACUGUAACUACAGCACCAUCAAGGAGGAGACCCUUGUCCUGUUAAUGGCUUUGCAAGAUUUGUAAGUGUACCUUGGUGACAGUCUUGCUCCAGUUCAUGUGUGCAUGUUGUCAUCGAUGGGCAAUAGUAUUUAACAGCGAAGAAAGCCGGUGCCCACAGCUUCGUUUUGCAGAUGCUCACUUGUCAAUUGUGGUUGUGCUCGCUACUCCGCUCCGUAUUUCUGUUUUUUUUCAUCUGUGCCUGUCCAGUCUCUGAGCUCGAUCUGUCCUUUCUUUCUUUUUGCUGCCUGGAUUUGUAAAUAGUCACACUCUGGCUUUGGGAGUAGCGGAAUAUACGUAACAAUGUUACAUAAUCAGGGUACAACAAACUGGUAACUGUUGGUUAUGUCAAAAAACAAAGUAAUCACAUUACAGGUACAUUUUGUAAAAAAAUGGGAAUACUAUCAGGAUUACAAUUGUUUUCAUUUAAAACCCAAGGAAUUAAAUGUUUUGAUUUAAAAAAUUUGCAUGUAAUGUCUUUUUAAUUGCGUGUCCUGUGAGGAGUGGCCUAUCACAUCAUUUGUUCUGUUGACGUAAUAAAAUGAGAAGAUGCGCAUGAAUACGCACAGGGAAAGCAAGGAUCAGCUUUCCAUGUCAGAAAGACAUGUCAAAACUGAAAAUAUCCGAUUUUUCCAAACAAUCCUCAUCUCUGUUGAGCACCAAUGCUGAUGGCACACCUGCUAAUAAAAAAAGCAGGCUCCAGUAGUGCCAGCAUGAGAGAGAAAACAAUGGAGAUACUGAGGAUCAUCAUCAGAAAGGCAUUUUAAGACUUCUUGGAUUCAAGAGUUUGCAUGGCUCAGGUAUGAUCAUCACGUGCAGAUAAUGUUUGGUGGUGGAGCGGGUUGUCCACUAAUUGUAGGGUUGGAUUCCUGGUCCACAUGACUCCACAUACCGAAGUGUCCUUGGGCAAGACACUGAACCCCAAGUUGCUCCCGAUGGCAAGUUAGCGCCUUGUAUGGCAGCUCUGCUACAGUUGGUGUGUGUGUGUGAAUGGGUGAAUGAGACACAGUGUAAAGCGCUUUGAAUAAAAGCGCUAUAAGUGUGCCAUUUUUUUAUUAGAUUUUUUUUUUUUUAACCAAAAAAGUUCAUGACUAUGUAAUCGCAGAGUGUGGUACAAAAAACAUUGUUAACACAGUGUCUUGUUCAUGUGAACUUCAUGACGUUCAGUUCCCACUUUAAGUGAACUUGAAUGAAAAUGCUGACGCUGUAAAAGGAGGCCAGACGUACACACAUGAUGGGAUGACUGGUGUUCAUUCAUGUGGCACUUAAAAAAAAAUCAUCUACUGCCUGUUUUUUUUUAAUAUAUUUUUUUUUCCUUAUAGGAGCCAAUGUCUCCUUAAUAAUUUUUUUUUUUUUUUUUUGUCUGGAGCCCUGCUUUUGACAACACAAUAUAGAUAUCUGCAUGAUUAUAGUUCUGGUUCUCUCUUGCCAGUUGUGACUCACAUGAGCAACAAAUUUACUUAUUGUAUUAAAAGAAAUCCAAACAUUGAACAUGUUUUUAAGCUCUAAACAUAUUGCUUUUCUCUUGACUUUAUUUACAUAUGUGACCUUGAAGUAAUCCAAAAGUAAUCUGAUGACUACUUUUAUAUUGUGAUGGUUAGAUUACAUUACUGAUUAAAUUAUUUUUUGAAGUAAUUUGUAAGUGUAACAAAAUACAUUUUUAAAGUAACCCUCCUGACCCUGGGCUCACUGCUGAAUUUUUGUAAAUAUCAAAUACUGUAUCUAUUCACUGGUGGUAGGGGUGUGACUGCCAUUUCUAUUGAGUGUGGGUUUUGUCUCUGUUUUGGUAAGGGUGUUUAGGGAAACUGAUGGUCUUUUGUUUGUUUUUGUUUUUAGUUAAGUUAGUUUCCUUAAAACAGCGUUUUUUGUUUGUUGCUUUGGCCUUGGUUCACUCUGAAGUUUUCCUGGUUUACUUGUAUAAAGUAUGUAUAUAUUCAAAAAAUGUGAGUCACUCACUCCACCUUAUAUUACACCUUGCUUUUAUUUAUGUUGUGCGUUUUGUUGUUAGUAAUUUAGCAGCUCCAUCUGCAUACCUAAAUUUCAGGGUGCUGUAGCCAUUAACGGUGGGUGAUUUGGUGAGGAAACUGUAUUACAGUGUUGUAGGAGAUGUUACCAGUAACAAUUCUAUAACCACAUGGGGACAAAAUCUAAAAAAUUUUAAGCAUCUUGAAUAAUUUUGUGUUUUCCAGAUGUACAACUGCUCAGAUUGUGGGAAGAGUUUUACUAAAACUCAACAUCUUAAAAAUCACAAAUGCAUUCACACAGAAGACAAGCCGCAUCAUUGUGGACAGUGUGGGAAGAGUUUUAUUUGUCAGAGUCAUCUCCAACAGCACCAGCGCAUUCACACAGGAGAGAAGCCGUAUCGCUGCUCACAGUGUGGAAAUAGUUUUACUCGUCAAAGUCAUCUCCAACAACAUGAGCGCAUUCACACAGGAGAGAGGCCGUAUUACUGCUCACAGUGUGGGAAGAGUUUUACUUGUCAGAGUCAUCUCCAACAACACGAGCGCAUUCACACAGGAGAGAAGCCGUAUCACUGCUCACAGUGUGGGAAGAGUUUUACUUCCCAGAGUAAUCUCCAAGUACACAAGCGCAUUCACACGGGAGAGAAGCCAUAUCACUGCUCACAGUGUGGAAAUAGUUUUACUCGUCAAAAUCAUCUCCAACGACAUGAGCUCAUUCACACAGGAGGGAGGCCGUAUCACUGCUCACAGUGUGGGAAGAGUUUUACACAAGAAAGUCAUCUCCAACAACACCACCGUGUUCACACAGGAGAGAAGCCGUAUCACUGUGGACAGUGUGGGAAGAGUUUUAAUCAAGAGGGUAAUCUUCGGACACACCAGCGCAUUCACACAGGAGAGAAGCCUUAUCACUGCUCACAGUGUGGGAAAAGUUUUCGUGACCAGAGUACCUUCCACAGCCACCAGCAGUGUCAUACAGGACAGAAGCCGUACCUCUGUGGACACUGUGGAAGGAGCUAUACUUAUGCACGAUCAUUAAGGCAACACAAGUGCUCUAACAUAAAGCCAUCAGCUCUUGACACUGGUUCUGAGGAUCUGGCUGCAGCGGAGGCUGGGGCCAAGCCCGAGGAACUGAGUCGCAUAGAUCCCACGGUAGUAGACUCUCCAUUAGAGGAACCCAUGCUCGCGCUGCAACUAAAGAAACUUGACCUUGAGUUAAGUCGUCAGCAGUACCAAACUCAGCUACUGCAGUUCCAAACACUGGAGCUGGAAACCAAGAAUGAGAUAAAGCUGAAGGAGCUGGAGUUAGAGUUGGCACUGCGAAAUAGGCCAGCUCCCAGUUCACCUGCGUCUCCUGCACCUGCGCUUCCUCUACCUGUUCAUCAGUCAUCGCCUGUGCUAGAGCUUGCGCAUCGUGGCAGCUCGUCUGUAAGUCCUGCUGGUUUUGAUGUUAGUAAACACAUUGCAUUAGUUCCUAUGUUUAGGGAAAGUGAGGUGGACACCUAUUUCCCUGUGUUUGAGCGCAUUGCCGCCAUGUUGCAGUGGCCUAGAAAUAUUUGGUCUUUAUUGCUACAGUGCAAGUUUGUGGGAAAAGCUCAAGAAGUAUGUUCUGCUCUAACGUUGGAACAAAGCUUGGAGUAUGAAACGGUUAAAUCGGCUGUGUUAUGGACAUAUGAACUUGUCCCCGAAGCUUAUCGGCAGAAAUUUCGAAAGCAUGCCAAAACCGCCAGCCAAACAUAUGUUGAGUUUGCGCAUGAAAAGUCUGUGUUAUUUGAUAAGUGGUGCGCCACAAAGAGCUGGCUGUACCAUGCCACCAUUAAAAACAAUGUCAUGGAGAGCACAAAUAUCUAUGUGGAUAGCAUCAUGGAAAACAUGAUGAUGAGCACUUCCUACAUCGACAAUCUGAGGGAGCACACGCUGUCUGCUUUAAGAUGCUCCAAGGUCAUGGGCAUGUGUCAGGAUGGGUGGCCAGAGUUCAGCUCAUGUGAGGGCACCUUAAAGCUGUACUGGGCAGAGCGAGCCUUCCUCACAGUUCAAGAUGGGCUUUUGUUAAAAGGGACAAGGAUGGUCAUCCCAGCAACCCUAAGAAAUGACAUCCUCAGCAAGCUGCACGAGGGGCAUCAAGGUGUGUCCAGUUCAACUGCUAAUGGGAUGCUAGGACCGUUCUACUGUGCUGACUCUCCCAUCUCUACUGAACCCAUCACUCCCCAACAGCGCAGCAGGCGUUACAAAGGAAAAAGAGAGAAGGAGUGCGGACUUAAAAUGCUUCAAAGAAGAACAAGGAGGAGAAGAACAAGUAGAAGAACAAGGAGGAGAAGAACAAGUAGAAGAACAAGGAGGAGUAGAAUAAGAAGUAGAACAAGAACAACACACGCUUGGAGUCAGAUCUUCACUAAAGAGUCCAGACGCCGCUCUUUAGGAAAAUCUCCACAGACUCCUGCUGCUACUGGCUCAAAGAUGUACCACUGCUCAGAUUGUGGGAAGAGUUUUACUAAAACUCAACAUCUUAAAAAUCACAAGUGCAUUCACACAGAAGACAAGCCGCAUCACUGUGGACAGUGUGGGAAGAGUUUUACUUGUCAGAGUCAUCUCCAACGACACGAGCGCAUUCACACAGGAGAAAAGCCGUAUCACUGCCCACAGUGUGAGAAGAGUUUUACUUGUCAGAGUCAUCUCAAACAACACCAGCGCAUUCACACAGGAGAAAAGCUGUAUCACUGCUCACAGUGUGGGAAGAGUUUUACUUUCCAGAGUAAUCUCCAAGUACAUGAGCGCAUUCACACAGGAGAGAAGCCGUAUCACUGCUCACAGUGUGGGAAGAGUUUUACUUCCCAGAGUAAUCUCCAAGUACACAAGCGCAUUCACACAGGAGAGAAGCGGUACUACUGCUCCCAGUGUGGAAAUAGUUUUACUCGUCAGAGUCAUCUCCAACGACAUGAGCUCAUUCACACGGGAGAGAGGCCGUAUCACUGCUCACAGUGUGGGAAGAGUUUUACACGAGAAACUCAUCUCCAACAACACCACCGUAUUCACACAGGAGAGAAGCCGUAUCACUGUGGACAGUGUGGGAAGAGUUUUAAUCAAGAGGGUAAUCUUCGGAUACACCAGCGCAUUCACACGGGAGAGAAGCCUUAUCACUGCUCACAGUGUGGGAAAUGUUUUCGUGACCCAAGUGCCUUCCACAGCCACCAGCAGUGUCAUACAGGACAGAAGCCGUACCUCUGUGGACACUGUGGGCGGAGCUAUGCUCAUUCAAGAUCAUUAAGGAUACACAAGUGCUCUAACAUAAAGCCAUCAGCCCUUGACACGUGAAUUUGUCAAUUUAAGAUACAUGUUUUUAAAUAUAUACAGUAUCUCACAAAAGUGAGUACACCCCUCACAUUUUUAUAAAGUAGUGAGUGUACAGCUUGUGUAACAGUGUAAAUUUGCUGGCCCCUCAAAAUAACUCAACACACAGCCAUUAAUGUCUAAACUGCUGGCAACAAAAGUGAGUACACCCCUAAGUGAAAAUGUCCAAAUUGGGCUCAAAGUGUCAAUAUUUUCUGUGGCCACCAUUAUUUUCCAGCACUGCCUUAACUCUCUUGGGCAUGGAGUUCACCAGAGCUUCACAGGUUGCCACUGGAGUCCUCUUCCACUCCUCCAUGAUGAUAUCACGGAGCUGGUGGAUGUUGGAGACAUUGUGCUCCUCCACCUUCCAUUUGAGGAUGCCCCACAGAUGCUCAAUAGGGUUUAGGUCUGGAGACAUGCUUGGCCAGUCCAUCACCUUCACCCUCAGCUUCUUUAGCAAGGCAGUGGUCGUCUUGGAGGUGUGUUUGGGGUCGUUAUCAUGCUGGAAUACUGCAUACUAAUCGUGCUCUGCUUCAGUAUGUCACAGUACAUGUUGGUAUGUUGGCAUGAGUGGAUUAUUCACAACAAUAAAUGCUUUGUGCAAGACUUAAUUGAUUACAGAGUCAAGUUAAGGAAUGGUGGCUUUAUUUUGGUUCUUGACAUUUAUAAAGCAUUUGACACGGUUGAGCACUGUGAUGGAAAUUAUUAAUUUUUACUUUGUAAUAGUUUUGUUCUUGUUCUGUUCAUGUUCAUCUGAGGAUAACGUCAAAGAAGGUCAUGUCAAGUCAUUUAGAUUAGUACAGAAUGUUCAUCUCCUUACAGAGACACAAACAUGUUUUUCUGUUGAGGGUUCGACCCUGAAACAAAGCCUGUUUGAAUUGCCUCAGACUGCUCCUUAUCGGUACAUAGAAGUGUAUUAUGUCUUGCGCUUUAUAGACAUAGUAAAUGUUCAGCACAAGUGCCCCAGAGCACUCUCAUUAUUCUAUCCUGUAUUCAUCCUUCUGUAAUAAACCUUUUCACCUGAUAGGAUGAGUCCGUGAGUGUUGUCUAAUGUCCACAACAGCACCCUUUUAUCUUUCACACUUUUGAGCUUUGGGGCUAUGGGGAACAUUUUUAGGGGAAUUAUUCAUCCUUUUUAUUAAAAUAUAAGUUGUUCAGUUACUUUGACAGAAGGCACUUCUCUGCGUUUUAAUAUAAACCGUGGAAUUAAAUAAAGGUGUCCUAUCUCACCACUGCUUUUCCUAUUGGUGGCAGAAAUGCUUUCCAUUGCAAUAAAGAGGGCUGAUAUCAAGCAGUUAAGAUUUUGUUAACUCUGUUGUAAUGUCAAUUAGCAAAUUAGCUUUUUUUUUUAAUUUUUAAAGAAUGUUGAUCAGAUACCUAAAGCUCUUCAGAUCAUACAUACUUUUUCUAAAGCUUCUGGAUUAUGCCUCAAUUUGGGUAAAUGUGAAUUAAUGGCUCUACAUGACUGCCAUCUUCUGCCGGCUUGUAGUAUCCUUAUUAAAUCUACUGUUAAAUAUCUAGGGAUAAAUAUUUAAGUAAGUCCAGAUUGAUAGAUGGUUGCAAAGGGAUAUUUAAAUUUUUAGUCGAAUACUUCUUACUAAAGUAGAAUCUGUGGUACAAAUUUUUGCCCACUAACCUUCUACCAAUUUAUACAUUUAUCAUAAAUUUUAGUACUUACAGCCAACAGCUCCUUGAAGAAAUAAAGUAAGACAUGGAACCAGGGAGUGAGAAAAAGCAAGACAGGUCCAAGUUAUUGUUCCACCACAUGAGAUCCACACAGUUGAGACGUCCCAAAAGUGAUCUGAACAACUCAAUAUUGCGGCCCCCUUGUUAUACAUCUCUUCGGUCCUAGUUCCCGCCCUCUGAGUUGUUUUUUACCUUUCAAAUCCCCUUACGUAUGCAUUUCAGACAUUACCACA